UACGAGUAACCGCCGACAGUAACGAUGAGUUUGCCAAACGGUGUGGACAUGACCGCUGCCCUCAUGUCGCAGCAUCCCGCUCUCGGAGGACUGUCUCCCGCGUUCUUCUUGCAACGAGCGUCCGAGCGGUACCAGCGGACUCCCAAAUGUGCCCGGUGCAGGAACCACGGGGUCGUGUCGGCCCUGAAGGGACAUAAACGCUACUGUCGUUGGAGAGAUUGUGCCUGCGCAAAAUGUACUUUGAUAGCAGAAAGACAGAGAGUGAUGGCCGCCCAAGUAGCUCUACGACGGCAACAGGCUCAAGAGGAAAAUGAGGCCAGGGAACUAGGAUUGAUAUACCCACCACCAUCGUCGUCAUCUUCGGCUGCUGCUAGAUCAAGUCCAGACGAAAAAAGAGCGCGCCUCAGUUCGGAAGAAUCCAUUAAUGCAAAACACGACCAAACGAUCGGCACACAAGAUCAAAGCACACGAAGCCGCUCGUCCAGCGUGUCGCCGAACGCUCCGACCCAAGUAACGUCCACACAAUUUGCCGCCAAAUUCAACAGUCCGACGAGAUCGGAGGUGGAGAGCAACGAGAGCAGCAACGAAGCUGCCCCGGAAAAUCUUUCGCUGCCCAAACGGAGAGACUCGAGUUCGCCGACCGAACCCGACCGUUCCCGGCUGCCGUCGAACUAUCCAAAUUUCUCCAGUUUCCUGGAAACGAGCGCCGCGGCCGCCGCAGCCGCAGCCGCCGGUGUCAACUCCGCCGGGCGGUCGGCCGUCGAUGUGCUCAGGCGCGUUUUUCCGUACAAGAGACGAGUGGACAUCGAGAACGUGCUGCAGAGGUGCAACGGCGACGUGUUGCACGCAAUCGAACUCAUGAUGUGUUCGUCGGAUCAGCUGCCAACUAUGGGACAUCCAUCGCUCAUGGACUCGCACUCGGCGUUCUCGCCCAUGUCCGCGGCCGCGGCCACGGUGUGCACGGCCGCGGCCGCGAUGACGUCGUUCCAUCACCACCACCACCAGCAGCAGCAGCAACAGCAGCAGCAGCAGCAGCAACAGCAGCAGGCACCGCGAUUUCUCACCGCGCCGAUUCACCACUAUCUGCAGCCGCAGCUGCAUCACCUCACCUCCGUUCACCCGCACGCCAUGACCUACCAGUCGCACCACCUGAACCAGGCCGCGACGUCACCGCGGUCACCGUCGCCCGGUUCCGACAAGACGUCGUACUCGGAUUGAUGGAAACGCACCGCAGCGCACCCAUCCGCACCCAUCCGCGCACAGCCAUUCAUCCAUCCAUAUAUCCAUCCGACCACCCAUCCAUCGAACGUGACCAAUGCGUAGAGCAACGAUAUGACAACUAUUAUACAGGCCUGUAUGUUUUUUUGAUCGAAAAAAAAAUUAAUUAUACUUUGAGGGUGAAUAUAAUAUGAGGGGGGAGCCUCGGGGAAUUGACCUCUUCCCCCCUCCCUCUGCUGCUGCUCAUCCUCCUUCGACCUCAUGAGUGCGUACACAACGUCGUGAUUAGACGCAUACAAUAUGCGGAUUAUUUGUCAUUUUAUCGUUUUAUUUGAUUCAACGAUAUUUAUGUAUUUGUGGAAUAACAAAGUUGUUUAACAUCGGACGGCGCAAGUGUAUAUAGACGGCGUAAUAAACGACUAACUAGGGGGUGAACGCGAGCGAUUAUGCCGAGUUGUUCGAGUAUAUCGCGUAAAAAACAAUUAUACGAUUUCUGAAUUUCAACACGUGCGGAUCUUCCUCGAGUACCUACUUUUAUAUAUUAUGUAUAAUAUAUUACAGUACCUACGUAAUUAUAUUUCGUUUCGUAAGAUACAUUUUCUAACAAAAGUUAUUACAUUUUUAUAAUAAUUAUGUGUACCUAUACUGCACUGCAUAUUUACAUAUUAUAGGUGCGAUUGCUUUAAGAAAAUCGUUUUUAGAAUUUUAGUGUAAUCAUAUACAAUGUAAAGAGAAAAAAAUCAGCUGAAUGAUUGUAUGUAAAUAUUAGAGAACAAGUUAUAGCGUUGUUGAAUUGAAAUGUAUUUGAAUAAUUUAAAAUGUUCGCCAUCAACUCUUUAUAAGAUAAUUCUUUCGAAUAAUUAUUAUUAAAUAUAUUAUAACUAUAUAUACCUAAUAUAAAAUAUAAUAAUAUGUACAGUAAUAUUAUUUCAUAUUAUACCUAAUAUGCUAUACACAUACACGCGCUUGCAGUUCAUUUUUAAACUCCAUAUUGUUUGUGUAUUGUGUGUAAAACAUGUAACUAUACGUACAGCAUUAUUUAAUAUCAAUGCACAAAGUAUUGAUAUAUUAUGUCAUCUGUAAAUAAUAACAAUGAUAUAAAACUCAAUAUAAUUAAUAAUAUUAUAUGUAUACAUUUCAUAUUAUUUUAAGCGCCUAUUAUUAUUAUAAAUGUGUUCGGAAUUUAGCCGUAGCACUUUAACAUAUUAUUAUUAUUAUUAUGUAUUAUUAUUAUAGGAUUCUACUAUUUCUACGUUAUUUUUUUUUUAUUUAACGAAUACAAAUGUUUGCUUAUACUGUGUCUAAAAACUGUUUUGAAAUUUAAAUAAAAUGUAGUAUUGACUA
Molecule: messenger RNA, 2562 nt
Organism: Metopolophium dirhodum (rose-grain aphid)
Lineage: Eukaryota; Metazoa; Arthropoda; Insecta; Hemiptera; Aphididae
Product: doublesex- and mab-3-related transcription factor A2-like
Exons: 5
Coding region: 25-1218 (397 amino acids)
Biological process (GO): regulation of transcription by RNA polymerase II; sex differentiation
Cellular component (GO): nucleus
Molecular function (GO): RNA polymerase II cis-regulatory region sequence-specific DNA binding; DNA-binding transcription factor activity, RNA polymerase II-specific
Source: RefSeq, a predicted model, not a curated record